Messenger RNA from Limanda limanda (common dab), 2737 nucleotides. RefSeq names its product methenyltetrahydrofolate synthetase domain containing (gene mthfsd). The transcript is spliced from 8 exons. NCBI's taxonomy places the organism in Eukaryota, Metazoa, Chordata, Actinopteri, Pleuronectiformes, Pleuronectidae. The coding region runs from base 125 to 1555 and encodes 476 amino acids. Gene Ontology annotation, cellular component: cytoplasm. Gene Ontology annotation, molecular function: RNA binding. The record is from RefSeq and is a predicted model, not a curated record.
UGAUAAACACUGACAGGCAGCUGUUCCCUCAGUAUCAUGUUACCGAGCGCACAUGUGAGGUUUGCCUGUGUGAUGUGAAGCGGAGACCCGAGUAGAGAAUCAUCUGAAUCACCAGCGACACACGAUGGAGCCUGUUAUCACCAUCACCCCCGGGGCCUCCAAGUGGGACAUCCGCCAGCUGGUGUGGGACUACAUCGAGGAGAAGAACCUGGCCAACUUCCCGAGGCCUGUGCACAACCGGAUCCCCAACUUCAAGGGGGCCUUCACAGCCUGUGCCAAGGUCGCUGAGCUGGAAGAGUUCACCAACACACCUGAGGUGAAGGUGGAUCCGGACAAACCUCUGGAGGGGGCUCGGCUGGCAGUGCUGCAGGCUCAGAAGACUUUACUGGUCCCGACACCUCGGCUGCGUACGGGUCUUUUCAACAAGAUUACUCCUCCUGAAGGGGCCAACAAAGAACAGCUACGCGUUUGCUCUUCCUCUCAGGGUGUGAGAGACUUCAGUGUGCCUGUUGGCCUUGAUGCGAAGGUGAAGGUAGAUCUGGUGGUGGUUGGCUCAGUGGCGGUGUCAGAAAAAGGCUUACGGAUUGGAAAGGGAGAGGGCUACGCUGAUCUGGAGUAUGGCAUGAUGGCUUCAAUGGGAGCUGUGGAUGACUCAACUGUGGUGGUUACUGUGGUUCAUGACUGCCAGGUGUUGGACAUUCCAGAGGAGCUGAUGGAAAGUCAUGACCUGACCGUGGACUACAUCCUCACACCCACCAGAGUUAUCAAAACCAAUUGCCAGUCACCCAAGCCACAGGGAAUCAUCUGGACUAAGCUGGACACUGAAAAGCUGGAGAAGAUUCCCAUCCUGAAGGAACUGCGUGAUCUGGAGGAACAGCUUGGAAAGGAUGUAACGCUGGGGGAGGUGCCUCCUGCUGGAGAGCCUGGUCUUCACGCCGGUCCACCCAAAAGACAAACCAGGAGGAGGCCAAGGCAGAACACUCAGCAGGAUGAUGAGGGGGAAUCCAGACAGGAGAAUAGAGGAGAGGGAGAACAGAGAUCCAGACCACGUCCACCUAGAGUGAGGAAAGACAACAGAGGAGAGGGCAGGAGAGAGGAUGCGGGAGAAGGCGGUGAGAGAGGAAAGGGGAGAGGUGGAUGGAGGGAGAAGGGCCAAGAGGAAAGGGAGGGCGAGGUCGUGUCUCAGCGUAAGCUCCCCCUGAGUGUGACCACAGUUUACCUGGGGGGGAUCCCUGCAGGGAUACGUGUUAGUGAGCUGAAAACUGCCCUCAGAGAGAGGGAGGCCGCUCCGCUGAGGCUCACCUGGCAAGGAGCUCAACACAGGGCCUUCCUUGACUACAGCGACCCCCAGGUUGCAGAGCAGGCCCUGGAGGCUCUGCAGGGUCUCAGUCUGAAUGGUCAGAGUCUGCAGGCUGAGCUGGCCAAGAGCCAACGAGGGGGGAAGAGGUCUGGACAGUCCAAUAGGAGACCAAGACCAUCAGCAGCUGAGAAACCGAUUGCGGCAUCAACAGAUAGCCAGGGUGAAGCAGCUGAGGAGAAUAGCACAGAGCAGUAAUAACACAGGACAGGAAGUAUUAAGGAUGGUGCAACCUUUAACACCUUCACAAGAGUUAAGCUGGGUUUUUAAUUUUUCUAGAUUUAUUUACAAGAGGACCUCGUUUCUAAAGAAAAAAUGUUCAACACAGACUGCGAAAGUGACAAUAUGUGAAUAUAUCAUGCAACAGCAAUAUGUAAACAUAUAACGGCUGAGUCGCAGCAUCAAAGUAUUUCACUACAUAUUUUUUUUGUUCAUACUUAACCAACUCACCUGAGUGCCUUGUCUUAUUGACACACACCUGGUCUGUGUCCCGAGAGCCCUCAUUUUCCGAAGGUGAUUUUUUUUUUUUCCAGUAAUUCAUUGUAUAAGGCUUCCUCUCUUUUAUUUCCACAACCAGCUAUCAGUAGUUCCUCCUCCAGUCGCGUUGCAGACCUGUUUGUCUUAUUUUCCUGAAACUCAAUACAUUUAAAGAAGAGCCAGCCAGUUUUUGUUGCAGUUAGCGCCACCCUGUGGCCACUUACUCAAUUUAUAUACCCCAGAUAAUGCCUGGCUCAUGAGGCAUGGCAGUAAAAAUAAUUUGUCUACUAAUAAUACACAGUAUAUCCAUAUAUACCACAGUUUUUGACCACAAAAGUUAUGAAUUGACCAUGACCACUCUAUACUACUUUUUUUCAGCAUUUGACACAAGUUGCCAUAAAUCACAAGUAGUUUCAACCAAAUGUAGAGGAUGGGAAAACACCUGCAAAACUUCAGGCUACCUCCUAAUUUGAUUAUAGACAAUAUAAUGCAUUUAAUUAGCCAUGAUUUAAGGGUGCAUUAGAAUUUUGUUUUUUUUAAGUUGUAUUUGCACAUUAGUCUGAAUUUAUGCAUUAUCUAAAAAUAAACAUGAUUGUCUAUCUAUAUUAUAUCAAUAUCUUAAGCUAUUUUAUUUUAUUUAAGAAUAAGACAUUUGGAGGAUUGUUAAGAGCCGAAGCUCCUUGAUUUUUGUUUUCUGUGCUUUCGACUUACUAAGUUUUUUUUCAGUGUGUGCAUUCGAGCAGUGAUUUGUACCGUUAUUGAUAAAACUGUCUCCAUGACUUUCUCUCUGGUUAGUAACUAUUAGUUUGAGAGAAGAGAUACAUGGCUGCACUGUUACAAUCUUCAUGUAUCUGUUUGUAAUGCAUUUCACAGUAACACUCUUCACUAAAGAGUUUGGCUGUA